UACAAGAUGUGCCCGUUAUUUGCAAGUAGCGCAGAGAGUGUAAUGUUUAGAGCCUCGAUUAGAGUUCUGAGAUCGCGUCAACUGUAGUUGACUCUCCCCACUUAGUUGAUAAUUAAACCAGACCAGUCGCUUGGCAGUAACUGUGUUGUAAGCAACGAACAGAAGUCGACGCAUUAAAAAUGUUGAAGAUCACACGUUUCCGCGAUGUUUGGACAAAAUGUCCUUUGACAAGAUUAUACACGCAGAAAGUAAACAUCGGAGUUAUCGGAGCAGAUUUACAAAAGGAAAUAGACAAAAUGCAACGCAUCAGAUCGUCAGGGCAACCGCCUAAAGUCUGGAAGCAGAUAGAGAAAAAGGAUAAAGACGGGAAACUGAUGAAGUUCACGAUUCAGGAAAUUCCCGAAGAUCGGUAUGAAGACGCGGUUCAACACAUGUGCACAUUCUUCUUAGCCGAUGAACCAACUUGCCAAUGUUUAAAUGCAGUAAACGAUCCUUUAUUUAUACAAGACAUAAGCACGCUAUGGCGUCUACUAGUUGCACAAGGUAUAUCCAUAGCUGCAUUUACCGACAAUCCUAACGGUGGAAAGCCUGUAAUUGCUGGCAUGAAUACUUUGGGUAUUGGUGUUAAAAAUAAGAAAGACAGCAUUUCUGAUUAUCAGUUUAAGUCAGAAAAUUGCAAAAAUGUGCUCGAAAUCGUAACUGGUUCAACAAAGAUAGUAUAUGAACAUUACAAAGUUGACAAAUAUCUAUAUGCUAUUGGACUUAGUGUAGAUUCUGACUAUCGAGGAUACGGAUUAGGCAAGGAUAUUCUGAAAAUCAGGGAUCUUAUCGGACCUACGUACGGAGUGCCAGCAACGUCCACUGUGUUUUCGUCAAUAAUUUCGCAGAAGUCAGCAGCGGGUGCAGGAUUCGAAGUACUCGAGAUAAAAAAUUUCGCCGAUAUGGUAGACAAAAAUGGAAAAAAAUAUUUUCCCGGAAUUGAUUCCAAGGAUUUUAAAAUCAUGGCUAAAAGAUUGUCUUAAUAUAACCUGAUGAAUGGGACGAUAUUCAAGAACAACGAGAUUCAUAUUUAAAUUUGUUACCUGCAGUGCAUUAAGUUUUACGCAAUUUCUAUUUUAAAUUACUUAAUAUUGUUCAAUGUCACCGUAACUUACAUUGAAACAAAUAAUAAAAAAUCUGAUCAUUAUCAGCGCAUCAUUAUUUGUACAUUAUUAUCAGCUUUCUGUCAAAGUAAAGGCAGAUAAUUUACGAUAAAAAUACAUCGAAAUAAACAUUAUAAAAUUCUAACAACAUUGUUUCUAUAUAUACGCAGUAAAAUGCGAAUUGCAUAUAAUCUAUUCGCUAGAA
This is a messenger RNA of Trachymyrmex septentrionalis, 1347 nucleotides long. RefSeq lists its product as uncharacterized. Lineage: Eukaryota; Metazoa; Arthropoda; Insecta; Hymenoptera; Formicidae. The record is from RefSeq and is a predicted model, not a curated record. The transcript has 4 exons. The coding region runs from base 180 to 1022 and encodes 280 amino acids.